AAAAACUUUCACUUCUUUUCUCUCUACUUCUCUCUUUUUCCUCUAUCCAUUCCUGAGUCUCUGAGAUGCCAAAGCCAUGUCGGAGCCUCCGACGACAUCAACGGAGCCACAGCGUCAGCAUCAGCAUCAGUAUGAGCAGCAGCAACAUCCCCACCAUCUCCUACAUUUACCCCUAAUCCACGGUGGCGCAUCCACGGGCACCACUGCCCGAAUCAACACUGCAGCAGCAACCUCACCCUCGACAGUAAUAGUCCGAGAGUACCGCAAAGGGAACUGGAAUCUCCAAGAGACGAUGAUUCUGAUAACCGCGAAAAAGCUGGACGAGGAACGGCGGAACAAGGCGGAGCAAGGAACGGCCAGAAAGGGCAGCGAGCUGCGGUGGAAGUGGGUGGAAAACUACUGCUGGAGCCAGGGGUGCCAGCGGAGCCAAAAUCAGUGCAACGACAAGUGGGAUAACCUACUCCGCGACUACAAAAAAGUCCGGGAGCACGAAUCCCGCGCGUGCGAUCAAUCCCAAAUUCCGUCUUACUGGAAAAUGGAAAAGCAUGAGCGUAAGGACAACAAUCUUCCUUCUAACAUGGCCUUUGAGGUGUAUCAGGCCUUAAACGACGUGGUUCAGAGGAAGCUCAGAGGUGUGUCUGUUGCUGUUGUUGCUGGUCCUCCGCCUCCUCCUUCCCCCGCCGAGGGCGAGGCUGCGGCGGGGACUAGUUCCCCGGCGGCUUCAGAGUCGUCGUCGUCGUCGUCGGGGCAGAAGAAAGAGAAGAGGGAGAGAAAGAGGAGAAGAGUGGGAAGAAGCAUUGAGAGAAGCGCGUCGGCGGUGGCUCAAACGCUGCGGACCUGCGAGGAGCAGAGGGAGAUCCGACACCAACAACUGAUGGAGCUUAAGAAACGGCGCCUUCAAAUCCAAGAAGCCCGCAACCACAUUCAGGGUCAAGGCAUCGCCGACCUCGUGGCCGCGGUUGCCAACCUCUCCGGCAUAAACAAUAGAAGAAGAAGAAGAAGAUCAGAAGAGUAUGAAUGUUUAUACAGUGGAGAAGAGGUGAGAAUGUUGAAAGAACAAAAUGAGGCAAUGCAGGCUGAGCUUUCGAGCGUCAAGACUGAGCUUUCUCAACUCCGAGACCAAAUGCCCUCUCUCGUGCGAACCAUGAUGCACAAUGCGAUGCACAACAUCCCUCCUCCUCCUCCUCCUCCUUCCAUGGACCCAGGUGGAGAUGGUUACAAAUAAUUGGUUAUUAAUUCAUUCACAAAAUUACUACAAUUCAUCAUUGUUUCAUAUCA
Messenger RNA from Cucurbita pepo subsp. pepo (vegetable marrow), 1278 nucleotides. RefSeq lists its product as uncharacterized. The record is from RefSeq and is a predicted model, not a curated record. Lineage: Eukaryota; Viridiplantae; Streptophyta; Magnoliopsida; Cucurbitales; Cucurbitaceae.